AUCAUGCCUUCAGAGACGUGUUGUGAGAAACUUGAGAGUCUCUACAGAGAGAUUCGGUGUUUGCUUGUCACAAACAAUAUUAUAUUUUAUUGUAUGAUGCACAUUUAUUUAUUUAUAUAGAGUUAUACAAACAGUCUAACAGAUACUCAUUUUUAGUGCAAAUUUUCUAAACCUCUUGCAUGGUGUUGAUGUGAGUGUGAGUCGCUGAGAGGUUUUGUAUAAUAUAAAUACAAACACAGAGUCGACAACCGCUCAUAUAUUUACAUAGAACUGUACUUCAUAUGAGUUUUUAUUAUUAUAAAUUAACUGACAAAUAGUGUACAGGUGAUCACAUACAAGGUGAUCACAUACAAUAGCUGGUGGGUGAUCACAUAAAAAUAUCUGGUACAGUAUUAGUUAAAGUCAACAUAGUGCUCGAACCGAACGGAAAUUGAAAGGAAGAUGUCUCCGAUUUCAGUUUAUGCAGGGAAGAACAGUCUCCUGUCUCUGUCAGUGCCAGGUACAGAGAGCUGUGAAGCGGAGAAGUAUCCGUCCAAACGUGAGGUCAGUGUGGCCCACAAUUUCAAAAAGUUCGGGGCGGGGUUCGUGCUUCAUCAAGACCGUUUGUUCGUAGCAUGGGUCGAUAAAUAUUAUUCAUCAACGUAUUCAACCGCUUAUAAAGCUGGCCUUGGUUUCGGUGAUGAGAUCACAAGUAUCAAUGGAAUUCUAGCAAAGGAAUUUCGAGGGGAUGUCACCGAGGUGUAUGCUGCGCUAAAUUCUAGUCGAACACUGUCACUUGAACUCAUUGAAAAAACAAGCUUCACAGAACAUACCCUUGCCUUGUAUGCGGAUGACAGUGAUGGGGAAACAAGCAGUACGUCUCGGCCCAAAAAGAAAAGGCUGAUAGGUCUCUCUUUUAUCGAAGACGGCACAAUUGCUCGUGUCGAGCCUGGGAGUAUGGCGGCUUUGGCUGGGUUAAGACCUGGCCAGCGAAUCAUUAGUAUUGGUAACAGACAUACGGUUGGCACUACAGCCCGGGAUUUGUUGAAGAUUAUAGGUGAUUCACAAAACUGUAGUAAAACUUUGGAGGUGCUAAUUGUCGCGGCACCUGGUAAACUCGUCAACCGCUUGCGCUCCAGUUCUCAGGCCUUAUUGUCUGAGAAAGGCCUGAAAAUGGACUUGAAUGCAAUUUUGGAUAACGAUUUCAAUGUGAACUCGUUUGUAGGACCCCGACUAAGCAACUCACCGAGUAACACUUUUAGAGGAAAAAAGUCGAAAUCAUGUAACAACCUAUCGAGUAUGCUACUUGGUACGGACAGUUGAAUACUUACCUUUUGAAAGCGGAAAUUUGUAAACAAGUGCUGUUCAUGAUUACUCUGCUAUAAUAAACCCACUGUAUUUUAUCAAGGAGUGUUAUUUGACGUCAAUUUGAAUCAUAAUACAGUCAAAAUAUGCAUGAUCUACACCGCUAUACACUUUGCGCGUCUUUUCCCAUAACAAAUGAGUUGCACCGCUGACGGUUCGUGGUCGGUCAUUUUUACCAAGCAUGCGCUGACUCCACGCGAUAGCCGGAACGGCGACAGGCUAGCCAGUGACCUUUGCUUAUAGUGAUGGUAUAUCUGGUUGAUAUGCCCUGGAGACCAGACGUGGAUGAAAUAGAGGGCGGACAGAUUCCUGCUUUCCUAUCUAUCUACUAUAAUUGUGUAUUGCUGGGCUGAAACUUACGUCCAUUGACGAGGGCUUCAUAAAUCUUGCGUGUUGACAAUAUGGUGACCAAUUUCACCCGUGGAAAUGACAAGGCGGCACACAAACAGGUUGGGGUAGAACGAAAGGUAAAUGCAACGAAUCUUGCUUCUAUCUUGUAGCUUAUAAAUAGACGUCAAUUUACUGCCGGGAUCAUAUAACUCCCAAUCAUGUUUAAUGCUA
Molecule: messenger RNA, 1905 nt
Organism: Sphaeroforma arctica JP610
Lineage: Eukaryota; Ichthyosporea; Ichthyophonida
Exons: 1
Coding region: 442-1302 (286 amino acids)
Molecular function (GO): protein binding
Source: RefSeq, a predicted model, not a curated record